AACAAAACAGAAAAAUCAUCGUCCUCUGUUCCGUCGUCGUCGCGCAUCAGCUUCAGUUGUACGCUUCAAAAAGUUCAAAAAAACGCCUCGCGGAACCGUGUUUGCCCUUCAAAUUAAUCCGCUUGUAAUUUAUCAAAAGACAAUGAUCAACAGCACUGCCGAGCUCGCGGGGAACAUUGCGAACCUGUGCCGCAUCUGUUCCGCGCCCGGAUCGCACACAAUCUACGCCAAAAUUCCGCCCUACCUGCAUGAACACCCCCGCGAGUGUCCCCGCUGGACGAUGCCCAUCAGCCGGCUGCUGACCGAGGUGACCGGCCUAGAUUCGAGCGAGGCGGACGGCCUGCCGCAGAAGAUUUGUGUCGUGUGCAUUUCCUACCUCAAGCACGCGUACACCUUCCGGCGGCAGGCCAUCGACAAUGUGGCCGCACUGCUGGCCGCCCGGUAUCUGGUCACACGACAGACGAACGACGGUUCCGCCAAAAAGGACCUGGACGAUCCGAUCGAACCGGUUGUGAUAAAGCCGGCGGUGAUACGACCGGAAAUGAACGACGUUUGCCAGCGGAUGAUGACGGCGGGGCCGGAUGGGCGGGCGGUGCCCUUUCAGAAGAACCUGGACAAGCAGCAGCUGAUGCAGGCGCUGUUGCUCAAUGGGAAUGGGCGGACGCAGCAGCAGCAGCGAAGCAAGAAACAGAACAAUUUAGACGAGGAACGGCGCCAGAUGGACGAAGCGGAACGGAGUCGACUUCAAGCCACACCCCCAAACGCAGUUCCGGCCUCCAACACCACCCCCACUGGUGGCUUGAGCGGCUUCCUCAACUACCGCGAGAAGGCCUUCGAAGAGGACGAUGUGAUGGAGCUGGAGGUGCUCAAAGAGCACAACAUCUCGUUCAACCUGCCGGAAGAUUUCAAAGAGAAAAAAUGCCCCUCCUGCCGGAAGCGGUUCAUGUUUGACGAUUCGCUGGAGGAACACCUGAAGGAGUGUUUGCAGUUCCGGCUGGUCAAGUUUAUCCGGGAGGUUUAUCAUCUGCUGUUUUUGAAGGAGAACCGAUCGAUUUCGCCGUUUGAGUUUAUUCGGCGGGCGGUGUUUUCGAUCAGGAGGAGCGUCGAGGUCAUUGCGAGUUACGAUGGGGACGUUGUGGAUGAGGAAGAGGAAGUCGUUGAGGAGGGCGGGGGCGAGGAGGAGCUCAAGAUCGAUCGGUCUUUCAUUAGGAAUUUGGAAAAACUACGGGUUAAUUACAACCGGGAAGGGGUGAAGAUUCCUUCACCGUUCCCGGCGGGACCAACGCUGGACGAUGGGCGCAGCUCAAUCACAUCUACCUCGAUCUCCCCGGUCGUCGUCCCGGGAGUCACCCGUUGCGACGAGUGCAACGUCACGUUCGAAACGCUCACCGAACUCGAAACGCACAACAUCAACUACCAUCGAGAACUGCCAGCGCCCCCUUCCGCGCUACCCGAAGUGGACAACGUGGCCAUGCUGAACAAUUUCCACGCAAUCGCAACAUUCCUGCAGCAACCAGCAAACAUUCCACCACUCUCCUCCGUGCCCCGUCCGGACGUGGCCCUGGUGCGGAACCGGCUCGCAGCGCGAACGCCCGACUCCGUCCAGAGCAACACCUCGGAGGACAGCAGCAACGGGCAACGGUUGAAAAAGGUGCGCUGCCGAAACUGCCGCAGCCGGUUCUCGAUGAUUUCGCAGCUGGACGAGCACAUGGUGCGCUGUAAGAAGUCACCCCGCGGAUUCUCGCCCCAGCAGAAUCAGAGUCGCCAGGGUCCGCGACCGCGGCCACACUCGGCCGGAGCGGGUCGCGGAAGGGGAUACAGCCCGAACGCGUUUGAUCGCACCGGCGGCGGCGGCGUCGUUGGGAGGAAUCUCAACGCAAGCUACUUUUACUACAUGGAACAGCUCAAGGAUCAGAAGUGACUGCGCUGAUAAGUUUUAACUUUGCCAAGACUGCGUUUAUUUUGUACGUAAUUUUACGUAACUAUUUUUAAUGUAUAUUAUGUGUAACCAAACCCCCACGUUUGUUUGUGAUGAGUUCAUUUUAUAGUGAUUCGUUAGUAAAUUAUCAGUCUGCUAAAUGGUAUUUCUCAACCGCAAUAUACUCUCAGCUCUACAACGAAUACUGUGAAAAAUACAAAGACAAUUUGUAGCUAUUC
Molecule: messenger RNA, 2157 nt
Organism: Culex pipiens pallens (northern house mosquito)
Lineage: Eukaryota; Metazoa; Arthropoda; Insecta; Diptera; Culicidae
Exons: 3
Coding region: 143-1921 (592 amino acids)
Cellular component (GO): nucleus
Molecular function (GO): zinc ion binding
Source: RefSeq, a predicted model, not a curated record